Molecule: messenger RNA, 495 nt
Organism: Prunus armeniaca (apricot)
Lineage: Eukaryota; Viridiplantae; Streptophyta; Magnoliopsida; Rosales; Rosaceae
Source: the annotation of a GenBank genome assembly
AUGGGCUCUGACCAUUGUCCCAUUCUUGUGGAGACAGAAUCUCGAAUAAGAAGAGGUUGUAAGCCUUUUAAGUUUGAGGCUUCUUGGACUUCUGAUCCGGAGUGUAGAGAAGUGAUUGACAGAAGCUGGCGUAGGAAAUUUCAUGGAACUAGAAUGCAUGUGUGGGGAAGGAAAAUUAAGGGGUGUCGUGUGGAUUUGCAAAAGUGGAGUGAUGGGAAAUUCUUAAAUAAUCGAAAAAUUGCAAAUUCCUUGUUGGUAGAGCUUGAUCAACUUCAGCUGAAUUGGGAUGCAAACUAUGGGAAAAUUGGGCAAGUAAGGAACAAGCUCAAUGAUGUUUGGAGGCAUGAGGAAUUGUAUUGGAAGCAGAGGGCGAAAACCAAGUGGCUCAAAGAAGGAGAUGAAAAUACAACCUUUUUCCACAAUAGUACGGUUCAUAAAAAGAGGAGAAAUCAGAUUGCCCGGAUAAAAAAACCAAAAUGGAGACUGGGAGUGUAA